This is a messenger RNA of Caenorhabditis remanei, 1905 nucleotides long. RefSeq lists its product as uncharacterized. Gene Ontology annotation, biological process: protein folding; protein peptidyl-prolyl isomerization. NCBI's taxonomy places the organism in Eukaryota, Metazoa, Nematoda, Chromadorea, Rhabditida, Rhabditidae. The record is from RefSeq and is a predicted model, not a curated record. The transcript has 4 exons. Gene Ontology annotation, molecular function: protein binding; peptidyl-prolyl cis-trans isomerase activity. Bases 1 to 1905 code for a protein of 634 amino acids.
AUGCAGGAGGAAAAAACGGCAUCGGAGCCCGUUUUCAAAGAGCCAUCUCCAAAAAAGAAGCGAGUUGAGAAACCAUCGACGUCAGAACUGCCGAAAAAACCUCAAUUGAAACAUGAAUCCGAGUUUCUUCGCUCAAUUCCAUCAUCAUCUCAAUACGAGAAAUCAUUUAUGCAUCGGGACACAAUUUCUCACGUCAUUGCCACAAAAACCGAUUUUAUCAUCACAGCGAGUGUCGAUGGACAUCUGAAAUUCUGGAAAAAGAAGCAUGGUGAAGGAGUCGAGUUCGUCAAGCAUUUCCGAUGUCAUUUGAGUGAAUUCUCUCACAUUUGUGCAAAUGUCGACGGCACUUUGCUGGCGACCGUGUGCGAGGCUGAUAAAUCGGUGAAGGUGUUCGAUAUUGAGAAUUUUGACAUGAUUAACAUGAUCAAAUUGGAUUUCCCACCGCGAACAGCCAACUGGGUGCAUCAAUCCAACGAUCCGGUUGCACAUUUGGCGAUUGGAGCGGCGGAUUCGGGAAAAGUGAUUGUGGUGGAUGGAAAAGCAUCGGCGACACCGGUUUGUGUUAAGGACAAACUACAUUCAACACCGAUUCGGAUUAUUGAGUACAGUCAAACUCUCGACAUUAUCAUCUCCAUCGACGAAUCUGGAAUCAUUGAGUGCUGGAAUGGGGAACGCGGUGACUUCGAGUUUCCCGGAUCGAAACUUUCUUGGGAAUACAAGUUGGAAACAGAUCUCUACGAUUUAGUAAAGGCAAAGACCACUCCAGUCUGCGGAGCAUUCGAUCCCUCUGGCCUCCGACUGGCAACGUUCUCAGAAGACCGCCGAAUCCGCAUUUUCAAUAUAAAAACCGGAAAACUAGUGCAGCAAAUCGACGAGACCACUCAAAAAUAUCAACAGGAAGCCAAGGAAAACAAGAAUUACGGCCUACAACAUAUGGAAUGGAGUCGUCGACUGGCAGCCGAGAAGGAGAUGGACAAGGAUAAGAAGAACGCGUUGAAAUACUCCAGAAUGUGUUUCGACGAAUCUGGAAACUUCUUGCUGUAUCCGACGCCGAUCGGUGUGAAAGUGUAUAAUCUUGUCACUCAGGAGACGCCGAGAAUCAUUGGAAGAGAUGAAUCGAUUCGAUUUGUAGCCGUUUCUCUGUGCAACGCCCUUCCAGAUAUCCGUUCGAAGCUUCAAGGUGCAGCGAUUACUGUAGAGACGGCGGCAGCUGAUAACCCAACAUUGAAUAGAAAGACGGACCCAGAUCCACUGAUGGUUUGUUGUGCAUUGCGUAAGAAUCGAUUCUAUCUAUUCACUAAUACGGAGCCAUUCAAUGUGGAGGAUGACGAAGGGAAUCCAUCGGUUUCUGGAAGAGAUGUAUUUAAUGAGCGGCCGAAAAAGGAAGAUCUAUUGACCGCGUUGGAUACAGAAGGAGGCGACAAAGUGCUCAACAAAGAAGCCAUUAUUCAUACCUCGUUCGGCGACAUCACCAUCCGCUUGUUCGGUGACGAAUGCCCGAAAACCGUGGAGAAUUUCUGUACACAUUCUCGACGUGGAUUCUAUAAUGGACUCACAUUCCAUCGCGUCAUCAAAUCAUUCAUGAUACAAACUGGUGAUCCAUCGGGAAAAGGAACAGGAGGAGAGUCGAUUUGGGGAGAGGAUUUCGAAGAUGAAUUUCAUCCUCGGUUGAGACAUGAUAAGCCAUUCAAAGUGUCGAUGGCAAAUGCUGGUGGAGGUAAUACGAAUGGAUCACAGUUCUUUAUUACUGUGUGUCCGGCGGAUUGGUUAGAUGGGAAGAAUACGCUUUUUGGAGAGGUAACCGCCGGAAUGAGUGUCGUCCAACGAAUAAACCAAGUUCCAACAUUCGAGCGGAGUGGCCGUCCCCGCGAAUCUAUUCAAAUCAUGUCGAUCAGUCUAAAGUAG